Lichtheimia ornata is the source of this 1389-nucleotide messenger RNA. RefSeq lists its product as uncharacterized. The record is from RefSeq and is a predicted model, not a curated record. Gene Ontology annotation, molecular function: protein binding. Lineage: Eukaryota; Fungi; Mucoromycota; Mucoromycetes; Mucorales; Lichtheimiaceae. Bases 1 to 1389 code for a protein of 462 amino acids. The transcript has 11 exons.
AUGGACGACCCGAUACCAGCUGAUAAUACAACAUCAGAUCCCCAAAUGAACGACCAGCAUGUGGCUAUGAUGGAGGAAUGCACGAAUGCAGUGAAUCAGGAAGGGGAACAGCAAGAACAGCAGCAGCAACAGGCGUACAUGGUCUAUAACCACAAUGUCAAAGACGAAUCGUGUCGACUGGUUGCUACAACAGGUGCACAUUACAACACAACGGUUCAUAUAAUAUUGGCAACGGAAGCUUCUAUUCUCCAGCAUCCACUAAAAGAAACACGACCGUAUAACGACAACGACUACUUUAAGAACGUAAAGUGGUCACCUGAUGGCACGUGUCUUUUAUCCAAUUCGAACGACAACACAUUACGUCUUUUCAAUACUCCAUAUGACCUUUUCGACCAUACACAACAACCACAGCAGCAAAUUGAUCUACGUACUGGAUUUGGUAUCCAUGAAGGCGAAGCAAUCAAUGACUUUGCAUGGUUCCCAUCCAUGAAUAGCCAAGAUCCCGCUACUUGUUGCUUUUUGACCUCUGUUCGUGAUCACCCGAUGCAUUUAUGGGAUGGAUGUACUGGUCAGCUUAGGGCUAGCUAUAGUGUGGUUGAUCAUCGCGAACGCUUUGUGGGUCCCAAUGUCAUUUCUUUCAAUCCAAGUGGAACACACAUUUAUUGCGGAUACGAGAACAUGAUUGAGAUAUUUGAUGUCCAACGUCCAGGCCAAGGAUCCAAGAUACCAACCAUCCCAAACCGUAAAAGCAAGCAAGGUCAAAAAGGGAUCAUUUCGUGCUUGGAUUUCAGUGUGGAUGGCCUGUAUGCUGCAGGAUCCUAUAGCCAAUCGGUGGGCAUUUACGACGAGACGAAUCACGAACUCUGCUUGAAAUUAACAGGCAUUCAAGGUGGAGUUACGCAGGUGCGUUUCACUCCCGAUGGCAAUUUCCUCUAUACAGCAUCGCGUACAUCCAAUGCCAUUUCAUGUUGGGAUAUCCGAGACACCGCCAAUGUGUUGUAUGAACUACCCAGGCCGGGCAAAACGAGUCAAAGAAUCACUUUUGAUAUUGAUACGAAUGGCAAAACGUUGGUCACAGGUGAUCAGUACGGAAAUGUUUUGUUUUAUGAUAUCAGCAAUCCCAAAGGUGAAGAGCAACCUGAGGAUCGACUUUUGCACAGGAUGGAAGGGCAUCGAGACAUCACAUCGUGUGCAACAUGGAAUCCAAUGUACCCCUGGCUCCUUGCCACGUGCUCUGGUCAACGCAAAUUCGACUUGGAUGAUAGUGAUAGUGAUGAUGACGAUGAUGACGACAAUGAUAGACAGGAACAAGUUAUUGAUAAUUCUCUCAGUAUCUGGCAGGUACCAGGCACACCCGAAUGGUACUCUUUUGAAGCAUCAUCAUCAUAA